Dendronephthya gigantea is the source of this 636-nucleotide messenger RNA. RefSeq names its product monocarboxylate transporter 10-like. Lineage: Eukaryota; Metazoa; Cnidaria; Anthozoa; Malacalcyonacea; Nephtheidae. The coding region runs from base 1 to 636 and encodes 211 amino acids. Gene Ontology annotation, molecular function: monocarboxylic acid transmembrane transporter activity. The record is from RefSeq and is a predicted model, not a curated record. The transcript has 4 exons.
AUGCAAAACGAUAGCAAACGAAGUUGGCUUGUGGCUCUCGGGGCAUUCUUUCUUGUUGGAAUCGCGAUUGGAAUAUCAAAUUCCUUUGGUGUUUUGUUCACAAGCUGGACGGGAGAAUUUCAGGAAAACAGAACAAAAAUUGCCUGGAUUGGUUCAUUUCAUUUCAUUUGGUACAUGUGUUUAUGUCCAGCAUGUGGUAUCUUAACUCGGUAUUUCAGUUUUCGACCAGUUGUCGUCCUAGGAAGCACCCUCUUAUGUCUUGGUCUACUACUCAGUUCAUUUGUGAAAGACAUUUCACUGUUCUACCUGACAUAUGGCGUAAUAUUUGGCACUGGGACAUGCUUGUUAUAUAUGUCAAGCAUUAUAGUUUUGCAAUUUUGUUUCCAGAGACAUUUAGCCGCAGCAACUGGGGUAGUAUCCUCCGCAUCUGGAGGUUUUCCAAUGUGCAAAAAACAAAUACCUCGUGAAAAGGGGAAUGGUUUGAACGUCCGAAUAUCGUUUGGUAGAAUGUUGAAAAAUAAAAGAUUCCUAAUUUGGGUGCUUCUAAUGGUAUUUGUCUAUCUUGGACUCUUUGUACCUCAAGUUCACUUGAUAUUGGCAUACCAACUUACGUCAGCGUGUACAACAUUACCUUGA